This is a messenger RNA of Eurytemora carolleeae, 1049 nucleotides long. RefSeq names its product diphosphoinositol polyphosphate phosphohydrolase 1 (gene Aps). Bases 104 to 646 code for a protein of 180 amino acids. The transcript is spliced from 8 exons. Gene Ontology annotation, molecular function: endopolyphosphatase activity; diphosphoinositol-polyphosphate diphosphatase activity; bis(5'-adenosyl)-hexaphosphatase activity. NCBI's taxonomy places the organism in Eukaryota, Metazoa, Arthropoda, Copepoda, Calanoida, Temoridae. The record is from RefSeq and is a predicted model, not a curated record. Gene Ontology annotation, biological process: diadenosine pentaphosphate catabolic process; diphosphoinositol polyphosphate metabolic process; adenosine 5'-(hexahydrogen pentaphosphate) catabolic process. Gene Ontology annotation, cellular component: nucleus; cytoplasm.
ACAUUAAUAUUUUCCACGCUCUACUGUUGAUGUGACCACCUAGAGAACCCCUUCACUCAACAUUAUUAUUUUUCUUCAACUUUUUCAUUUUACAAUAUUUAGAAUGAGCUACGAGGCUGGAAACCUACAAGUAUGGGCUUCUAACCCUCUACCUGACCCACGAAGGGAACUCAACAUUGCGCAGUUUAAUGAAAACUACGUAAAAGUAAAGUCUGCAUCUUUGAAUGAUUCUGAUGGGUUUAGAUUACGAGCAGCGUGUGUUUGUGUUAGAUCCCCAGCAGAGGAAGAGGUUUUAUUGGUGAGCAGGCGCAGAGUGCCAGGAUGGAUUAUACCUGGAGGAAAGAUAGAACCAGAGGAACUUAGUAAUCAUUCUCUAUCUGCCAUACGGGAAGCAAGGGAGGAGGCAGGAGUAAUAGGAACAUUGGGCAGGUGUCUAGGAACAUUCGAAAACAUAGAUAGAGGACAUAGGACCACCGUGUAUGUUCUGUAUGUCCAGGAGCUUGAGGAAGAUUGGGCUGAGUCUGGUAGGAGUCGUGAAUGGUUCAGUUUGAAUGAAGCUCAUGCUGUACUGCUUGAAAGCCGUCCUAUCCAGUCUAAGUACCUUAGCUCCCUAGUCCUAACUAGGCCUAGCUCCCAGUCUACAUAGUUCUAAGAGGUUUACCAUAUCUAGCUUCCAGCCUACCUAAUUAUAGAAGGACUAACAUCUUUAGCUCCCAGCCUACCUAAUUAUUAGAGAACUACCAUCUCUAGCUCCCACUCUAUCUAAUCAAGAGAGAUCUACCAUAUAUAGCUCUCAGUCUACCUUAUAAUAAGAGAUAUACCAUCCCUAGCUCCCAGCCUACCUAAUUAUAAGAGAUCUACCAUCCCUAGCUCCCAGUCUACCUAAUUAUAAGAGGUCUACCAUCCCUAGCUCCUAGUCUACCUAAUUAUAAGAGAUCUACCAUCCCUAGCUCCCAGUCUACCUAAUUAUAAGAGGUCUUUCUUCCCUAGCUCCCAUCUACCUAAUUAUAAGAGAGCUACCAUUCCUAGCUCCUAGUCUACCUAAUUAU